Messenger RNA from Cebus imitator (Panamanian white-faced capuchin), 3422 nucleotides. RefSeq names its product zinc finger protein 385B (gene ZNF385B). The transcript has 11 exons. The record is from RefSeq and is a predicted model, not a curated record. The coding region runs from base 653 to 2152 and encodes 499 amino acids. Gene Ontology annotation, molecular function: nucleic acid binding; zinc ion binding. Gene Ontology annotation, cellular component: nucleus. NCBI's taxonomy places the organism in Eukaryota, Metazoa, Chordata, Mammalia, Primates, Cebidae.
GCAGUGUCAACGAGCCCCCGAACGGUCCCGCCUCAUUCCCUCUCGUGUGUGUGCCUCGCAAGUCUCUGCUUGGUAAACCGUCACAGCUUCGGCGCGCGAGAGUGGCGUUGGCACGGCCAAACCCCGGGGUCCUCGGCCAGACCAGGGGGGCUGGCGGGCGGCGGCGCCGGGCCGGGCGCGCCCCGCGGGCUCCGGGCACACGCCCCUCACCUGGGCGAGGCCGGGCGCGCAGGCGCUCAGCGCGGGGACAGCGGCCGGGCGCCUAAGCCCCGCGCCGGCAAGAGUUGGACAGUUCCGGGGCCGCGCCGGGCCGAGCUGUCGCCGGCGCCACCUCCACCUCCGCCGCCGCCACCGCCCGGGCUGCAGCAGAUCGCGGGAGAACGUCUGCGCGAAGCCCGGGUGCAGCCCUGGCGGGACCGCAGCCACCACCGGAGCGUGAGCAACAGCUUCCCGGCUGGAGGAGCCACUGCCCCACGCGCCCGCGGCCCGCGCGCCGAGAUGUUCUACAUUUCAACUCCAUCAAAUAUUAAAUUGACGUUUAUGGGCUAAACUGGAAACUUAGAAACAAUUUGUUUCACUACAAGGAUAAGAAAAUAUGUCCAAAUUCCUGUCGGCUGACAUAUAAAGAGACUUUUAGAACACAACCCAAUGCAUGAGGUACUCCUUAAGCCCUGACAACCAUCUUGAAGAUGGAAUGAUGAAUAUGGCAAAUUUUCUACGGGGCUUUGAAGAAAAGGGGAUAAAGAGUGACAGGCCUGAGGACCAGUUGAGCAAAGAGAAAAAGAAAAUUCUGUUCUCCUUCUGUGAAGUGUGCAACAUCCAGCUGAACUCUGCAGCCCAGGCUCAGGUGCAUUCCAAUGGCAAAUCCCACCGCAAACGAGUGAAGCAGCUGAGUGAUGGGCAGCCUCCACCGCCCACGCAGGCCAGCCCCAGCUGCAACAGCAGUACAGGUAGUACAUGCCACACUACUACCCUUCCUGCUCUUGUGCGCACACCUACCCUGAUGAUGCAGCCUUCACUGGAUAUCAAACCAUUUAUGUCUUUUCCAGUGGACAGUAGUUCUGCUGUUGGGCUCUUUCCAAAUUUUAACACAAAAAGAAGAGGCUUAUUUGGGACCAAUAAAUUUUGCCAGAUGGAUCCUGUGCAAAAGGCAGUUAUUAACCAUACAUUUGGAGUAUCCAUUCCCCCAAAGAAGAAACAAGUUAUUUCUUGUAAUGUCUGUCAGCUUCGCUUUAAUUCUGAUAGCCAGGCCGAGGCCCACUACAAAGGAAGUAAACAUGCCAAGAAGGUCAAAGCACUAGAGGCAACGAAAAAUAAACCCAAAAUGGUUUCUUCCAAGGACAGCGCAAAGGCUAAUCCCAGCUGCUCCAUCACUCCAAUCACAGGCAACAACUCUGACAAAUCAGAAGAUAAAGGGAAGUUAAAAGCCAACAGUUCCAGUCAGCCAUCAAGCUCUGAAAGUGGCUCAUUUCUCCUCAAAUCUGGCACAACACCCCUGCCACCUGGAGUAGCCACUUCUCCCUCCAAGAGCACAAAUGGAGCUCCCAGUACUGUUGCUGAAUCAGAAGAAGAAAAAGCCAAAAAAUUACUUUAUUGUUCACUAUGCAAAGUGGCUGUGAACUCCCUGUCACAGCUAGAGGCACACAACACAGGAUCUAAACACAAGACCAUGGUUGAAGCUCGUAAUGGGGCUGGUCCAAUUAAAUCCUAUCCUAGACCUGGAUCAAGAUUAAAGGUGCAGAAUGGCAGUAAGGGAUCAGGACUACAGAACAAGACAUUUCAUUGUGAAAUCUGUGAUGUUCAUGUUAAUUCAGAAAUUCAACUCAAACAGCACAUUUCUAGCCGAAGGCAUAAAGAUCGAGUUGCAGGGAAACCACUGAAGCCAAAAUACAGCCCUUACAACAAACUCCAACGGAGCCCAAGUAUUCUAGCAGCAAAACUUGCAUUCCAGAAAGAUAUGAUGAAGCCUUUGGCCCCAGCCUUCCUGUCCUCACCUCUUGCGGCGGCAGCGGCCGUGUCCUCUGCGCUGUCACUCCCACCUCGGCCUUCUGCCUCGCUCUUCCAGGCUCCAGCCAUUCCUCCAGCUCUUCUGAGGCCGGGGCACGGGCCCAUCCGCGCCACUCCUGCCUCCAUCCUCUUUGCUCCAUACUAACGUCUGCAAAACCCAAGACGUUUGAGGCCAGUAGGAAGCUGAGAAGAAAAGCCACAGGGAUUCAGCAUUUAAGCAGUUUGUACUGCAGUACCCCCAUUCACCCACAAAAUGCAGCCUACCCACCCCAAGCCCCAGUUCCAAAGAGAAACACAUCACUAGAUUCAAGAGGGCUUUUAGAGACCGCUCCUAUAAUUUAGGAAUCUGAGCAGCAUAGGCUUUAUCUCCCUAUUUCCUCCCUGACCCUAUCCCGUUCAAUUUGUGUAUCUCAGAUAUUUGGUUUCUUGCACAUGUAUUGGUCAGAAAGAAAAAGAAAGAAAAUCAUUCUCUAUUUUUCCAUGGGUAUGAUCUGGCUUAAAACAAUAUGGAAUAUUUUCCUGACAGACUUGAAAACUAGGAUCUUCCUCAGAUGUCUGUAAAUAACUCUGGUAUCCAACUGGGUGUAUUCUAGUGUGGAACAAAAAUCAGUGAACACAAGUGCUUACUUGUGGAUACCACCUUACCAACGUAUCACAAAGUUCUCUUUUUGGUGUACUGUUGACACAGAUUGUGUACUGUUUCGACCCAAGUACUGUUGUAUCCUGUGUAGUACUAGAUUUGUAUCUCUUGUCUGAAUUGAACAUUUUUAGUUGCUGUGUAAAUGUUAGGAAGCAACGUAGCUUUGAAUUUUCUCUUUAAGAGAACAAAAGAUAAAGUAAUGUAUUUUUGUUGUUUCACAUUUUAUUUGGAGAUAUUUAAAUGAAAUAGAAAGCCAUAUAACAUAGCUAUAAUUACUACCUGUUUGCUAUUUUUGUUUAACUUAUUUUGUAGCUUCCUCACUGGUUUGUGUUGCUAAGCAAAUGUAUACAAACAGAAAAAGAGCUUCCUAAAUUGCACAUUUUUGCAUCUCUUGUGCAUUCUGCAAGAAGACAAUGAAUCCAUGUAUUUCUAUAUAAUUAUCUUCUUCAUUUUUAACCUGUUUUCAUUUGUAAUGAUGCUACAUAAUUUUGUGGCUCUUUAAUGCAAUAAUGUACAGAAGAUUAAAAAAAAUUUAUAAUUGAAGAAUUUGUUUUUCUGUUCACUGAAUAUGUUGCAGGUCAUGCUCCCAUGCCCCCCUUUCUAAGCUGAUAUCAGCAAGAUUGGAAUGUUUGUGAUAUCAGGGGGGAGUUAUCAUAAAACAACAAAAUAGAGUAAACUCUUUUAGAGCAUCUGUAUCUGCAACCUGUAAAUGGUAAAAUGUCUGUGUAUUUUUUUAAAUGUACCUUUUCAAUAAAAGUACAAAAUAUAAAACCUG